This is a messenger RNA of Cynara cardunculus var. scolymus (artichoke), 501 nucleotides long. RefSeq lists its product as uncharacterized. The record is from RefSeq and is a predicted model, not a curated record. The transcript has a single exon. Lineage: Eukaryota; Viridiplantae; Streptophyta; Magnoliopsida; Asterales; Asteraceae. The coding region runs from base 1 to 501 and encodes 166 amino acids.
AUGGGUGGUCAUGAAGACGAAUGGGACAAUAUCCGUAAAGAGUUAAUGAUUGAACUAACUGAGUAUGAACAAUAUUACUCCUAUGUGAUUGGCGAUGAGUGCUUACGCAUUCACGAAGCACUAAAUUUUUUCCAAAAGGGCGUCUUUGCACCAGUUGCGCAUUGGAUUGUUAUGCCUGAAAWGGGCAUUCUAACGGCUUCAAGGUUCAAUGUCAUACUGCAUGUUCUCAUUAUGGCAGGUAGUGUGACAUACUUACCGUUUAGGACACAACCUCCGUCGUCAUCUCAACACGUGGCAAUUGCAAUAGUGCAUGUUGAUGGUAACCAUUACAUAAAGGUGGUAUUAAAUGGAGAAUAUCCAAUGUCCAUACUUACACACCAUUGGACUCGUUAUCGUUUUGAAGAUGCAAGUACAUGGAUUGUCCCGUAUCAACAUAGAUUCAAUGCAUAUGAAGAAUAUAUAGAGCGUACUCUUACUCGUGAAUAUGUUGAUUUAACAUGA